Molecule: messenger RNA, 1608 nt
Organism: Pyrus x bretschneideri (Chinese white pear)
Lineage: Eukaryota; Viridiplantae; Streptophyta; Magnoliopsida; Rosales; Rosaceae
Product: beta-amylase 2, chloroplastic-like
Exons: 7
Coding region: 143-1381 (412 amino acids)
Biological process (GO): polysaccharide catabolic process
Molecular function (GO): beta-amylase activity
Source: RefSeq, a predicted model, not a curated record
CCCCGCCACUCCACCUGUUUGGUUCCCGAGAAAACUUUCUGGAAAAUGAAAAGGAAAAUCGCCUUAUACCGCCACUCCACUUCCCCUAGAAAGUUCCCUGCAGAGUAAAACAUCAGUGGCUGCUGAUUCCGAAAGAUUCAGAAUGGCACAGUUCUCAUCUCCUCAAGUAUCCCAUAAACUGAGGCUGCCACGCCCGCCGGGUGCUUGUUGCAAAGCCACGACAAUGGCUUCGUUGUCGUCCAGCGGGAAGACCGCGAUAGCUUCGCUGAAGCUCUCUCAGGGUCUUUGGGGCUCGCCGGAGCUCAAUUUGUGUCCUUUGAGACUAUUGGGGAGUGAUCCGUCUAGGAGUUUUGCCGUGGUGAGAGACAGUGCUGAGGGGACUGUAGCGGGUGAAAAUGUUGACCACAACAAGGUUGAAGACUCUUCGCUGGAAAAGUUUGAGGAGCGUGAUUUUACUGGCACGCCAUAUGUUCCUGUAUAUGUCAUGUUACCCGUUUACUUCGACUACAUGAGGAGUUUCAGAGUUGAAUUUGAUGAAUUUUUUGAGGAAGGAAUAAUAUCAGAAAUUGAAGUUGGAUUAGGUCCGUGUGGAGAGCUACGGUAUCCUUCUUAUCCUGAACAGCAUGGUUGGAAAUAUCCUGGUAUUGGUGAAUUCCAGUGUUAUGAUCGAUACUUGAUGAAGAAUCUGACGCAGGCUGCAGAAGCAAGGGGCCACUCCUUCUGGGCCAGAGUACCAGACAAUGCAGGCUCUUAUAAUUCCCAACCACAUGAGACAGGGUUUUUCCGUGACGGAGGUGAUUAUGAUAGCUACUAUGGCGGAUUCUUUCUUAAUUGGUACUCCCGUGUUUUGAUUGAUCAUGGUGACCGUGUACUUGCUCUGGCCAAUUUAGCUUUUGAAGGCACACGCAUUGCUACAAAGGUAUCAGGUAUCCACUGGUGGUACAAGACUGCCAGCCAUCCUGCUGAAUUAACCGCUGGAUUUUACAACUCCUGCAAUCGUGAUGGGUAUGCGCCAAUUUCUGCAAUGUUAAAAAAGCAUGAGGCUGCUCUGAAUUUCACAUGUGUUGAAAUGCGCACAUUAGACCAACAUGAGGGCUUUCCGGAAGCACUGGCAGACCCCGAGGGAUUAGUUUGGCAGGUGCUGAAUGCUGCAUGGGAUGCUAACAUUCCAGUUGCUAGUGAGAAUACUCUUACUUGCUUUGACAGAGAAGGCUACAACAAGAUAUUAGAAAAUGCUAAGCCCUGGAACGAUCCAGAUGGCAGGCAUUUAUCGGCAUUUACCUAUCUCAGAUUAAGCCCAGUUCUCAUUGAGAAGCAUAACUUAACGGAGUUCGAACGAUUUGUCAAGAGAAUGCAUGGAGAAGCCGCUCCUGAUGUUUAGAUCAACUCAAAUAGACAGCACACCGGUUUCAGGGGACGGACGAGGGGCUUGCUGCUUCGGAGAGAGAUUAAUAAAAACUUCGACUCGUCUGUGUGUGCAAAUCUACAUAUAGGAAUAAUAAAAAAAAGUUUUCUAGCAUUCUACAGGUUUGGUGUAUUAACUGAUAAAACUAUGGUUACAAACUUGUAACCGAUGAUGGUAAUUUAUAAGAUAUUUCCAUUCCAAAU